Molecule: messenger RNA, 981 nt
Organism: Loxodonta africana (African savanna elephant)
Lineage: Eukaryota; Metazoa; Chordata; Mammalia; Proboscidea; Elephantidae
Product: olfactory receptor 10AC1
Exons: 1
Coding region: 1-981 (326 amino acids)
Biological process (GO): G protein-coupled receptor signaling pathway
Cellular component (GO): membrane
Molecular function (GO): G protein-coupled receptor activity; olfactory receptor activity
Source: RefSeq, a predicted model, not a curated record
AUGGGCCGUGCCCUCAAUGCCAGCGCGCCAGGCUUCCUGCUGCUGGGCUUCUCCGAGUUUCCGCGCCUGCGGCCCACUCUCUUCCUGCUGCUGCUGGCCGCGCACCUGGCCACGGUGGCCGGCAACCUGCUCAUCCUGGCAUCCGUGGCCGCGGCGCCGCGCCGCCCGCCCAUGCUGCUCUUCCUGGGCCAGCUGUCGGCCAUCGAGCUGGGCUACACGCUUGUGGUGGCGCCGCGCGCGCUGGCGGACCUGGCUGCUCCAGGCCCCGCGCGCGGCCGCCCCAUCUCGCUGGUGGCCUGCGCCAUGCAGAUGCAGCUCUUCGUGGCUCUGGGCGGCGCCGAGUGCUUCCUGCUGGCAGCCAUGGCUUACGACCGCUACGUGGCCAUCUGUCACCCGCUGCGCUACCCGGCAGUGAUGACUCCUGCACUUUGCGCGCGCCUGGCGCUGGCCUGCGGCCUUGGCGGCCUGGCAGUGUCGCUGGAGCUGGUGGCCGGCGUCUUCCGCCUGCCCUUCUGCGGGCCGCGCCUGCUUGUGCACUUCUUCUGCGACAUCACGGCGCUGCUGCACCUGGCCUGCACGCGUGGCUACGCGGACGAGCUGCCUCUGCUCGGUGCCUGCCUGCUGCUGCUGCUGCUGCCCGCUGCGCUCAUCCUGGCCUCCUACAGCGCCCUGGCAGCCGCCCUGCGCCGCCUGCGAGUGCCCGGGGGUCGCCGCAAGGCCGCCGCCACCUGCGCUUCCCACCUGGCCGUCACCUUCCUGCACUAUGGCUGUGCCACCUUCAUGUAUGUGCGGCCCAAAGCCUCCUACGCCCCGCGGAGCGAUCGCACGCUGGCGCUAGUCUACACCAGCGUCACGCCGCUGCUCUACCCGCUCAUUUACAGUUUGCGCAACCGAGAGGUCACCACCGGCCUUCGCAGGGCGCUGGCGUGGCGGCGGUGGCCCAGCCGGGCUCUGGGCCAGGCGGUGGGGAGCGAGCCCUGA